Caenorhabditis briggsae is the source of this 267-nucleotide messenger RNA. The record is from RefSeq and is a predicted model, not a curated record. The coding region runs from base 1 to 267 and encodes 88 amino acids. NCBI's taxonomy places the organism in Eukaryota, Metazoa, Nematoda, Chromadorea, Rhabditida, Rhabditidae. The transcript has 4 exons.
AUGCCGCGAUCAUCGGUUGAUGAGAACAUGCUCCACGUGGAUUGGAAUGAAGAGGCAGCUCGCAUUCGAGCUAUGGAAAAUCGCACUGGAUCGGUUGGAGACUGUACCAAACUUGCAAGUUAUCGUUCGAAUAAACCUGGGUUUUUCCGGAGAAGAUCUACAAGACGUCGCAUUUCUAACGCACAACGUCUAGCAGACCUUGGAGAUUUUAUCAAUACCAGAUCUUCUCCCGUAAAUUGUAGCUUUCCGAAAUCACGGAAAUUGUGA